GAAGCCGCGUCGGCCGCUAUCUUGGCUACGGGGGUGGUGAGGUGCCCGUAUGUUGGGCGCCAUCUUUGAGGCUGGCAGCAGGGGAAAGGCGACGACCCGAGCGGCGGCCCCAGCGGAACGGGGAGAUAGAGCGGCGGCCGCGGUCCCUGGGGUUCGAUUUGGGAAAAUUCCCUGCCAAAAAAAUAUUUCCUGGAAAAUUCACUAGUGUUUGUAGCUCACUAACCCUGGCUGCCUCCGCUCUGAGAGCACUCAGAUGGACUUGCAUCCUCCGUUAGUUGUAAGAUAUCUAAGAGCGCAUCCCGUGUUUGACUUGUGGAUGAGAGGUCCCCUUGGCAAAGUGAGGAGGAAAGUUCUUUCUACCCCUUUAUUAUUAAUUCACGGAUUCAGUGUUGGUUCGGCCUACAGGAGAAGUUAACUGGAAGGCUUUGAAGAUCGCCGUCUUUGCUGAGGUUGUCCAGGGUUCCUUUUAAAAAGAAGAUUUCGCUGAUCAAGGCAGUAGAAGACGCUCAGUCCAAGGAAGCGCGAAGCCAGCUCCUUCCGAGAGCGCAGGAAGACCUCGGAGAUCCCGACACCAGAGCUGCUUCUGGAGCUCGUCCAGCAUGUCUAAGCAAGGAGAUGAUUGCUAUUUCUACUUCUAUUCCACCUGUAACAAGGGAGACAGCUGUCCCUUCCGGCACUGCGAAGCUGCUCUGGGCAAUGAAACCAUCUGCACGCUGUGGAAGGAGGGCCGCUGUUUCAGGAAUGUCUGCAGGUUCAGGCACAUGGAGAUUGAUAAAAAGCGCAGUGAGAUUCCCUGCUUCUGGGAGAACCAGCCGGGAGGCUGCCAGAAAUCCAACUGUGCUUUCCAUCACACCAAGGGACGUUAUGUCGACGGGCUCUUCUUACCGCCGAGCAAAACUACACUGCCAAGUCCACCUGAGUCUGCAGAUGAUGAUCUGAAAGCGGCUCAGAUAACGCUGCAGCAGAGCAAGCUUUCUGUGCAGUCCAAUCCCUCUCCACAGUUGAGGGGAGUGAUGAAAGUGGAAAACUCAGAAAAUGUCCCAAGCCCUACGCAUCCUCCGGUUGUAAUCAAUGCUGCGGAUGAUGAUGAAGAUGAUGAUGACCAGCUUUCCGAGGAGGGAGAGGAAACAAAAGCACCUGUCCAGCAACCAGCUGAAGAAAACCAUAACGGGUUGCGGAUCAUUUCCACUAGGAAAUCUAAUGCCGAUACAAAACAAGAUGACAGCUUGAAUUUUGGCAUAAAAACACUUGAAGAAAUCAAAUUGAAGAAACAAAAGGAAAAAACAAAAAAACAAAGCGAAGGUCCUUCAGGAGUUCCUGCUCAUCCGCUCCAACCUCGGACUGUUCCUGUGCCAGAGAAGGAGAAUGUGCGGACAGUGGUCAGAACUGUGACGCUGUCUGCAAAGCAAGGGGAGGAACCUGUGAUUCGAUUGAAUCUUGCUGAGAAACCUGGAAAACGGAAAGCAGCUAUAGCUGAUGUCAGUGGCCUUCCACUGAAGCGCAGCCUUGCGGAGAGGCUGGGGAAGAAGAUCGAGGUUGACAAAGCACCAAAGAGAGAGAAGGGUGCCAAGCCAGCGGGAGAGAUCCACGUGAAAACGCUGGAGGAAAUCCGUCUGGAGAGAGCUAACCAGCGAGGAGAAACUCAGGCUGCCCCAGUGGAAGGGUGUUGUAAGGUAGAGGACCCCAGCUCAGGGGCGAGGCCUUCCCCUGCACUUCGCAUCAAAACCUUCUCGGAAGCCCUGGCUGAAAGGAAACACAAGCGAGUGGAGGAAGAGAAGCAAAAAGCAGAAGAGUUGCUUACGGAGAAGAGAGCUGAGGUUGAGCGCAAGAAGCAGAGAAUUCUCCCUCUCUCUGUGCCUAGCAAAGUGAAAUUGGAAGAGCCAACGCGUAAAAUCAAGCCAUUGGAGGAAGUGCACAUUAAAACCUUGGAAGAAAUCAAGCAGGAGAAAGCUCUGCGGAUGCAGCAGAGCGGGGAAAACUUGCCAGCUCCAGCAGCACAGCCCGGGCCUGCCCCAGCAGGAAGGAAGUUGUUACGGAUCACAAAGCUGACAGCACCUGGAAGAGAAGAGAAGAAGAGCGUGGAACUGAGCAGGGCUUCUCCCAAAGCUGUCUCUGCACCUGCAGAGCCCUCUGAUCAGAGUGCACCUAAUUCUAAAGCUCAAGUGAAGAGCAUUGAGGGGACAAUGAAGGAGAAGCUGCAACUGAAACAACCAGAGAAGCUGAAGAAGGAAGUGGCUGCUGUGCCAUCUGCUGCUGAAGAAGCAGUCAAAGCCAAGUGCAAGGUGUGUGUGAAGCCUUCCGAUGGGAAAGCCAGCACCCCCACGAAGCGGGCGCUGAAGCGUAAGGCCGCUGAGAUCUGCCCCUCUGCCGUGGCAGCCGUGAAACCGCUGAGUGCCACUGAUCCCGAGGAGCCUCCAGCUAAAAAAGCAGCUUUGGCUGCUGUGCCAGCCCUGCCCGCGGGCAGCCCGCUCACCAAGCCUGGCGUGGAGAAACCCCCAAGCAGUCUUGACCUGCAUCUGGGAAGCCAAGCAGACUCUGUGGCGCAGUCGGGGGACUCGAGUUUGGCUCCAGCUUCCUCACAAUCCGUGGCCAAGACGCAGCAGCUGAGCUCCACGGGGGCGGGGAAGGCGUCCUUAUCUGUGGAGGAUGACUUUGAAAAGCUGAUCUGGGAAAUCUCAGGAGGGAAACUGGAAGCAGAAAUUGACUUGGACCCCGGGAAGGAUGAGGAUGACCUCCUUCUUGAACUUUCUGAGAUGAUUGACAGUUGAACUGCGUACUCUUAUGGUGUAUAUAUAUAUAAAAAAAAAAAUUAAAUUUUUUUUUUUGGUUGGAUACCCCAGGGUGAUACUUUUCUAAAGGAGGCUUCGCAGUGAGUCUUAAAGCACAGCUGAACUGAUGGGAAUUGGCAGCCUGCAUUCCGCUGUCCCGAGUUUUCCUGCUGCUCAGAGUCGAGGUCCUGUGCAUCCUUCCCUGAUUCUGGUUGGCUCCUUUCAGCAGCAAGAGGAGGAAGCAGUUCUUUGUCUCAGCCCUGAACUUUGUUCGUCUGCGUGCUGCGCUGGCCGUGGAUUGAUCUACUGAUUCAGUGAUGCUCUGAAGGCUUAAACCUAAAGCUUCUUCCUUCCUCCUCCCUUGGCCGUGCUCAGCGUUGGGCGCAGCAGGAAGCUUUGGAGUUCUGAUUUUUGGGCAGUUGUUAUGUCUAGCCUCGAGUUCUUCUGCCAACUCUUGAGUUUUAUUUGUGUAUGCUGUUGUUUUGACUCUAAUCCUUUAAGGCAACUUAAUGAAGACAUGGGGGUGGGAGAGAGCGGAAUUAUUCUGGUACUUUGGACCAAAUGCCCCACCAAGGAUGGGGGGGGGGGGGGGGAGGUCUGCCCCUCCCUUCCUUCUGGUUAUCAGCAGCGAUGCAGCAGCAGUGUGAAAAGCAGGAGCCGCACACUGCAGCUCUGUUACUCCCCCUCCCUUUUUCUGUACCUCCAGUGCUUUUUGCUGGUAAGAAUGGGAUGCUGGGGCGAGCAGGCGCUGCUCCUCUUGUCUGCAGCGAGCGGGGCUGCUGAGCUGCGGCAGCAGCGGCUCUCGGUCCGCAGAGCUGCACCCCGCGCUGGGGCUGGCCCCGCUGCAGGAGCGGGCGCUGCACGUGGGGCCAGGGGGGAGCAGAGCGGGGCCGGGAGCCGCGUGCCCUGCUGCCCGGGGUUGUUUUCCCAGCAGAUAUCCUUGGGAUUAUUUUCUUAACUUGUAGAAGAACUUUAGGCUUUUCCUACUGUGACGUGUGAUGCCGUAGGGGCCCUCGGGCAUCUGCUGCCAGCAGAGGAAUCUCAGUUGUUGAGUUCAUUGUAAAUACUUCAUUUCUGGAAGAAAACGCGUGCGCUUCGAUGACCCGCAGCCGUGGCCCAGCUCAACGUGAAGCAGCGCGAGGAGCCGGGAGCAGAGCGCAGCCCAGGGCAGCGCCGGGACCGCGCUGUGUUCAGCAGAAAAUUUUCUGUGUGUUUCUGCUGCCGGCCUCUGCCCACGGUGGGAUUUCGUGUAUGCCAUUGUUACUGUAAAUAUUUUAUCCUUUCAUUUUAUAUUUGCCUUCUAUUUAAGAUAUUGUAUGAACGUAGUCAGGCUCCUCUGUUCGUGCUGGCGGCGCUCGGCUGUUUUCCAAUAAACCUGGCACAGCACA
Numida meleagris (helmeted guineafowl) is the source of this 4156-nucleotide messenger RNA. It is a transcript of the gene ZC3H11A, whose product is annotated as zinc finger CCCH-type containing 11A. Lineage: Eukaryota; Metazoa; Chordata; Aves; Galliformes; Numididae. Gene Ontology annotation, molecular function: metal ion binding. The record is from RefSeq and is a predicted model, not a curated record. The transcript is spliced from 18 exons. Bases 600 to 2768 code for a protein of 722 amino acids.